Meyerozyma guilliermondii ATCC 6260 is the source of this 1650-nucleotide messenger RNA. RefSeq lists its product as uncharacterized. The record is from RefSeq and is a predicted model, not a curated record. The coding region runs from base 1 to 1650 and encodes 549 amino acids. Gene Ontology annotation, biological process: transmembrane transport; carbohydrate transport. The transcript has a single exon. Gene Ontology annotation, cellular component: membrane. Gene Ontology annotation, molecular function: carbohydrate:proton symporter activity. NCBI's taxonomy places the organism in Eukaryota, Fungi, Ascomycota, Pichiomycetes, Serinales, Debaryomycetaceae.
AUGGAUAAUGGUCCCAAUUCCAAUACAAUGUCCCAGUCUUCUACUGCUGAUAAAGCUCAAGUUAUGGUUUCCGUUGCUUCCCCUACUGAUCUGAAUCCUGCUGGGGCUACCAGAUUGGAAGAUGUCAUUCCACAACUUGAUAAGCCGUGGUAUCGCUACGGAUGGUUGCUACAGUUGAACAUAUUCCUUUUGGGUGGUAUUUUGGCUCAAGUUACUUCGGGAUACGACGGUUCGAUGAUGAACUCGUUGCAAUCAUUACCUAGUUGGCAAGAGUAUUUCAACCAUCCUACUGGUUCCAAGUUGUCUACUAUGAGUAAUGGUAUUGCAAUUGGUACAUUGGUAUCGAUUCCAUUCACGUGGUGGUUGUGUGAUUUCUUUGGAAGAAGAAUUACUAUAAUAAUGGGUUGUACUGUGGUCAUCAUAGGCGCCAUUAUCCAGGGUGUAGCGAAGAAUUUUGGAAUGUUCACCGGAGCCAGAAUUUUAUUAGGGGUUGGUUCAUGUUUAGCUUCCGCUGCGGCGUCGCCAUUAUUAGCAGAAACAGCUUACCCUAAACAUCGUCCAGCAGUCACAGCAUUAUUGCUCGCAUCUUGGCCAUUAGGUUCUUUCACGGCUGCCUUGGUCACCUGGGGCCCAUACCAUUCUUCCAUGAAAACGAACAAUUGGUCGUGGAGAAUCCCCAGUUUGAUCCAGUGCUUCUACCCAGCUAUUCAAUUGGUUAUUUCUAUCUUUGGACCCGAAUCUCCAAGGUGGUUGAUUAACAAAGGACGGGAAGAAGAAGCCCGCAAGUUUUUUGUCAAGUACCAUGCUGGUGGAGACGAAGCGUCAGCCUUGGUUGCAUUUGAGCUAGCAGAGAUCAAGGCGAUCAUUGAAAAGGAAAAAGUUCAAAUUCUGAGCAAUUUCACCCAAUGGUUCAGAUCCAAACAACGUCUUAGAAGAUUUUUCAUUGUCUGUGCCGUUCCCAUGAUGGCCCAAUUGUGUGGAAAUGCUCUUAUUUCUUAUUACUUGUCCAUUGUGUUGAGAAACAUCGGCAUUACCGACGCUAACGACCAGCUCAAAAUCAACAUUGGUAUGACAGUUUAUGGUCUUGUUUGGGCAGUUGUUGUCGGGAUAAAUGUUGACAGGUUCCCAAGAAAAACCAUGUUCAUUGGAGGCUACAUCUUGAUGUGCAUAACCUAUGUCAUUUGGACAAUUCUUUCAGCCAUCAACCAGCAACAAGACUUUAAGAACAAAGGUUUGGGCAAAGGUGUGGUUGCAAUGAUCUACCUAUUUUCAGGAUUCUACCACAUUGCCUCACCUGUCUCCUCCACUUAUGUGAUGGAAGUUUGUCCCUAUCACUUGAGAGCCCAAGGCUCAACAAUAUACCAACUUGCUGGUAAUGUCAUUGGCUUCUUCAACAAUUACGUGAACAACAUUGCCAUGGAGGCAAUAAAGUGGAAAUACUAUAUUGUGUGGUGUGUUUGGUUGGUGGUCCAGAUGGGUAUAGUCUACUUUAUUUUCCCUGAAACCAGAGGAUUGGGUUUGGAGGAAGUUGCCCAGGUGUUUGGUGAGGAUAUUUCCGACGGCUAUGCAGCUGGCGAGAAUGCUCUUCAUUAUGGCAUCGACGACACAAUUCCCAAGCCAAGUGUGUCUCACGACAGCAAGAGAGUUUAA